Hypomesus transpacificus is the source of this 1766-nucleotide messenger RNA. Its product is annotated as L-asparaginase-like. The record is from RefSeq and is a predicted model, not a curated record. Gene Ontology annotation, molecular function: protein binding; asparaginase activity. Gene Ontology annotation, biological process: amino acid metabolic process. NCBI's taxonomy places the organism in Eukaryota, Metazoa, Chordata, Actinopteri, Osmeriformes, Osmeridae. Bases 129 to 1763 code for a protein of 544 amino acids. The transcript is spliced from 12 exons.
AGUAUUCAGAGUCCCAAUAAAAGGGAAUACAAAGUACAGUAUGAAAAAAUACAUAUCGGCAGCAUCUUAGUUGAUCUGUCACUGAGAACGCUCUCAACGGUGUAGCUUGUUUAAACUAGAAAGUAAUCAUGGCGGAAAUGCUAAGGGCUGCUUCGAAUCCCACCUCAGAUAUUGGCAUGACCUCGCUCGCUAGAGCCUUGUCGUUUUCAGAUUCCAGCCAGCGUGACCAGAAGGAUGUAUUUCAUUCUGAGACUAAUUCACCUCGAGGCAGUGUGCCACAACUCGGCCGGAAAAUAAAGUUAAUGGAUGGCGCGAACUGCUGUGAAGAACUGUGGGUUUUUGUCAUCUACACCGGAGGAACCAUUGGAAUGAUUAUGAAGAAUGGCGUUCUAGUUCCGGAACCUAAUGCUUUGGUGAAGAACCUCAAGAAGCUCAUCAUGUUUCAUGAUGAAGACUACGCCCAGAAGACUAAACUGUACGAUCGCACAGAAUUUCCAGAGAGCACGUUGGUCCUGCCAAUGUUUGAAAACAACACAAGGAUUGUCUACUGCAUCUUAGAGUACAAUCCCUUGCUGGACUCGUCUAACAUGACCCCGAAAGACUGGGUCAAGAUCGGAAAGGACAUCGAGAAAUACUACGAGAAGUACCACGGCUUCGUGGUCCUCCACGGGACCGACACCAUGGCGUACACGUCGUCAGCUCUGUCCUUCAUGUGCGAGCACCAGGGCAAGCCUGUGAUCCUCACCGGCUCCCAGGUGCCGAUCUACCAGAACAGGAACGACGGCAGAGGGAACCUCAUGGGGGCGCUGAUAAUCGCUGGUCAGUUUUUUAUUCCUGAGGUGUGUCUUUACUUCAAUAACAAGCUCUACCGAGGGAACCGCAGCACCAAGGUGGACGCCGGAAGAUUCAGUGCCUUCUGCUCUCCCAACCUGGGUCCUCUGGCUGACGCGGAAGUGGACAUCAAAGUAAACUGGGACACGGUGUUCUGGCCCACCACAAUUGAGUGCUUCCGGGUCAGCACAAAGCUCAACUGCAAUGUGGGUCUCCUCAGGCUGUUCCCCAGCCUCACCACCCAGACUGUGAUCGCCUUCCUCCAGCCGCCCCUAGAAGGCGCUGUCCUGGAGACCUACGGCAGCGGAAACGCCCCCAGUGACCGCCCAGACCUGCUGGCGGAGCUGAAGAAGGCCACCGAUCGCGGCGUCAUCAUCAUGAACUGCACCCAGUGUCUGAGGGGCACCGUAAACCCAACCUACGCCACCGGCAAGGUCCUGAUUGACGCAGGGGUGAUCCCGGGUCGUGACAUGACCCCCGAGGCGGCCCUCUGCAAGCUGUCCUACGUGCUGGCCCGGACCGAGCUCAGCCUGGAGGACAAGAAGAAGAUGAUGAAGCAGAACCUGCGAGGGGAGAUGAGUGCUGACCUGGCAGGGGCCAAGCUCUCCAUGAGUGACAGUCGCUUCAUCCAGGUCAUCGCCAACACGCUCAGCAUUAGCUGCAAGGAGGAGCUGGAAGCCAUCCGUGACGCCCUCACCCCCCCGUUGGCCUGCGCUGCCUCCAAGAUCGGAGAUAUCGACGCCUUGAAGGCCAUCCGAGAAAUGGGCAGUCACCUGGGUCUGGCGGACUACGAUGGGCGCACCCCGCUGCACGUGGCAGCCUGCGAGGGCCACCUGGAGGUGGUGAAGUACCUCCUCGGCCAGGGUGCCUCCGUCCACGCCAGGGACCGCUUUGGGGACACACCCCUAUCCAACGCCAUGCACUUCAGGUAGGAC